Molecule: messenger RNA, 3268 nt
Organism: Mus musculus (house mouse)
Lineage: Eukaryota; Metazoa; Chordata; Mammalia; Rodentia; Muridae
Gene: Tor3a
Product: torsin family 3, member A
Exons: 6
Coding region: 35-1192 (385 amino acids)
Cellular component (GO): endoplasmic reticulum lumen; cytoplasm; endoplasmic reticulum
Molecular function (GO): ATP hydrolysis activity; ATP binding
Source: RefSeq, marked validated
GGGACUCUUGGAGGCGGAAGCGCUCGCUCCGGUCAUGUUUCUUGGCGCUCUCUGGUUGCUGCUGCUCCUGCCGCUGCGCCCCCCGGGAGCGCAGGGCCAGGAGGCCGACGAGCCCACCCCUUGGCCGAGCGUCAAAGGCCUGAAGGAGCAGCUGAGGAAGGCCGGUGCCCUCUCCAAACGGUACUGGGAGCUUUUCAGCUGCACCUUGUGGCCCGAUCACUGUGAAGACCAGGAGACCCCCGUGCCGCCUCUGGGCUGGAGCCUUCCUCUGUGGGGCCGGCGGUCGCUGGAUGUGCUCACUGCAUGGCUCUGUCGCUUUCAGGACUGCUGCAGCGGCGGCGGCGAUUGCAGGAUCUCCAACAACUUGACAGGCUUAGAAUCAGACUUGCGUGUACGACUGCACGGCCAGCAUCUCGCUAGCAAGCUGGUCCUAAGAGCAGUGAAGGGCUACUUAGAGAUGCCCCAAGUAGGCAAGGCCCUGGCUCUGUCAUUCCACGGCUGGUCUGGCACAGGCAAGAACUUCUUGGCACGGAUACUGAUGGACAACCUGUAUCGGGACGGCAUGAGGAGUGACUGUGUCAAGAUGUUUAUUUCUACCUUCCACUUUCCACACCCCAAGUAUGUGGACACGUACAAGGAAGAGUUGCAGAGGCAGAUGCAGGAGACGCAGUGGCGCUGCCACCAGAGCACGUUCGUCUUUGACGAAGCGGAGAAGCUGCACCCGGGGCUGCUGGAGCUGCUUGAACCCUACCUGGAACCGAGGAGCCCUGAGGCCCGUGGAGUUGAGGCGCCCCGAGCCAUCUUCCUUUUUCUCAGCAACCUCGGAGGCAGUGUCAUCAAUGAGGUAGUCCUGAGUUUGCUUAAGGCUGGAUGGUCCAGGGAGGAAAUUACGACGCAGCACUUGGAGGUGCCCCUUCAGGCUGAGAUCAUGGAGGCUGCAGACAGCAGCUUUGGCUCCAGCGGUCUCCUGAAGAAACACCUUAUUGACCACUUUAUCCCCUUCCUGCCACUGGAGUACUGCCAUGUGAGGCUGUGCGUCCGAGAUGCCUUCCUGGGCCAGGAUCUCCCAUACACAGAAGAGACCCUGGAUGAAAUCGCCAAGAUGAUGACAUAUGUCCCUGAGGAAGAGCGGCUUUUCUCCUCUCAGGGCUGCAAAUCCAUUUCCCAGAGAAUCAACCUCUUCCUGCCUUGAAAGUGACUCCUGUGCACCCUAAACAAUCCUCCUCCACAAGAGACAGCCAUCUGCCAGGUGCCCUGGCGUCCAGCAAUCACUGCUUUCAGCUGGUGUGCAAGAGGCAGUUCCUAACAGAGGCAGUUUCUAAAAACCACUUGGUGCCUUAAAAACCUACAUUCUAGACAAUCUAGACUGAGGGUCAGGAAGCCAGUGGAACGGAAGGUCCAAGUACCAAAGGAUCCUCAGAACACUCCCUACAGUCUCCUGGCACCGUAGCUCUUCCUGGAAGGCAGCUGGAGUUCAUAUGAGCCUGAGGCUCUAGGAUCUUUGGGCUACAGAACAAGGAAUAUGUGUGGACUAGAGGCGUGUGGUCCAGGUCUGCAGGUCUGGCUGGCUUUCCUUGCUUUCCGGCAACGUGGGGGAGAGGGGCAGCUUCUGCAUGUGAGACCAGCAAAGGGCCUUAGGCUAAAGGACAAACUGAAGCUUUCAAAACAGGAUGGGUGUGGCCCAGCACUGUAGUAGGCUAAUAUGGGAGAGAGAGCUAAAGAAACCUGAGCUGCCUCGUUUGAGCAGCCUGCCAGGCUUGACCAAAACUCAUGUGUAUGGAUAGCUAAGGCAUGUUCUGUUGUGCAGACUGAAAACUUUUUAAAGAGGCCUCGUCAUGUGUAAUUAAAUCUUGUAUUUUUCUAACAUCCUUUCUUACUGAGACCUGGUCCUUGCACUGCCCUGGCAGGCUGGCACAGCACGUGCUGGUCUCAGGCUACUUUAGAGCUUCUUACUAAACUCCUCUGACUCAGCCCUCGAACACACGUGUUCUCCGCUCCAGCUCGGACAAGUGGUUCCUGAGGCUGAUGUGGCGAGGCAGGUCAGUACCACCUGUCUUUAGAAUACCAUGGGCCAUUCUUUUCUGGUCCCUUCACACUUUUUAAACAUACAGGUCUUUGUGUUUUCUCAGAAUUUCCCCCUCUUAUUCAAAGUCCUGCUCAGCACUCUCACCUUUAGUUCUUGUAAAAAUGGACCAUUUCUGCAACCCCCACUUACCAGUACAUGUGUACUCACUCACCUGCCUUAAGGCUAGGGACCACCUAGCCCAGCCAUAUUCAAAUAACUGAAAUAAAGGAGUGUGGUUUGGAAGUGGGAUCUCAAUUAGCAAAGGCAGUCACAAAGUUCAAAAGCUUAGGAGUUCUGCUGCCACAAACCCCAGGGACAGAAAUUUAACAAUUAAGGUUUCUUAUAAAGCAAGACCACAUGGUAAUUAAUAAGCAUAAAAUGCCCAAUGAGACUUAGAUUCUUGUUCAAGCCAGGUGCUUCCAUGCUGUCCUUGAAUAUUCAGGAGGACAGAGCGGGAUGGGCACAAAGUGAGAACCAAGUGAACUGUAACAGGAAUACUAGUGAAUCCCUCCCAUCCAAGAGCCAGACACACCGUUCUCCCUCUCGACAGGGGAUGCUGGAGCGCUGAGCAGGUCUUACCUGAUCUAACAGAACUGAAAUCCGAGAAUACCCUGUGGUCACGAGUAUUAUAGGUAGGAAAGCAGAGCAGGGAUUAUAAGCAGAAACUUACAGUUCCAGAACAACCAGCAGGUCAGUGGUUAGAGUGAAAUGGAAAAAUCUUAAUUUUGUGAGGCAAAGCCCAUGAGGAAAACAGCUCUGAGAAACUGCAACACACACACACAUCUCAGACAGGCACUGUGCCCAAAGGACUAGAAAAACACUAAACUCCAAAUUAGUAUAAUAACGAGCACUACAGUGGUGAAAAAGCUCCAUGACUCAAGCACUCCGAAGACUGAGGCAGGAGGCUGUCUAGUGAAUUUGAGACUGGCUAGGGAUAUACAGCAAGACUGUCCCUGUCUUUUUGAGACAGUGUCUCACACAGCUAAAAAUGGUCUUGAACUCAGUACGUAACCCUGAAGUGACUUUGCUUUUUCAUCUUUCAAGUGCUAUAAUUACAGGCAUGUGCCAGUACACCUGGCUUUAUCUGGUGCUGGGCUCAGAUCCUGGGCUUCUUGCUAGGCAAGGACUUUACUGAUGCCCAGCCCCAAGACCCUGUUUCUAAGAAUGACACUGGACUGGACAAUAAAAACAAGGUCAGUGCAA